Cheilinus undulatus (humphead wrasse) is the source of this 2010-nucleotide messenger RNA. It is a transcript of the gene pdcd4b, whose product is annotated as programmed cell death 4b. The transcript has 12 exons. Gene Ontology annotation, biological process: negative regulation of DNA-templated transcription. Gene Ontology annotation, cellular component: nucleus; cytosol. NCBI's taxonomy places the organism in Eukaryota, Metazoa, Chordata, Actinopteri, Labriformes, Labridae. Bases 149 to 1573 code for a protein of 474 amino acids. The record is from RefSeq and is a predicted model, not a curated record.
AGAUCACAAUAACACAGAGUUCUUUUCCUGCGUUGCUGGGUAGAUGAAAACAACAGUCGGAGUUUGAAGCUUGGACACAACAGACGGUAUUCAUACAAAUAUCACUUUCGCACGCCUUUUUUGCUGCAAAAUCUUUCUACUGUAAAACAUGGCAGCUGACUGCGAGGCCUGGCUGAACGCAAACCCCGUUGAAGCAGACGACCUCAGUGACUCUUUUGCAUCUGGAGAUGAGGACAACAAAGGAUCAGUUAUCUCCAACAAGAACAUCAACAAUGAAAUCAAUGGCAACUGGCUGUCCUCCUCUUGCAACAGUAUCCACGAAGCACGGCUCAAGGCUAAGGCCAAGCGGAGGCUGAGGAAGAACUCAUCCCGAGACUCAGGGAGGGGGGACUCCCUCAGUGAUAAUGGGGAUGUUGUCAAGGGGUCCUUGGUGGCUCCUACAAGUCCCAAGAGCAAGCUGUUGGACAGAAAGUCCCGACUGGGCAAGGGAAGAGGUUUGCCAAAGAAAGGAGGGGCUGGAGGGAAAGGUGUGUGGGGACGAUCAGGUGAAGUUUACGAACCAGAGGAGGUAGAUGAGAAAGAUCCGAACUAUGAUGAAGCUCAGGAAAACUGUGUAUAUGAAACUGUGGUUCCCCCGCUGGAGGAGAGGGACUUUGAGAAGACAGUCACCCCUAUAGUGCAAGAGUACUUUGAACAUGGAGACACAAAUGAAGUGGCUGAGCUGCUUGCAGAACUUAACUUAGGGGCCAUGCGGAGUGAAGUGCCCUCACUGGCUGUGUCUUUGGCCCUGGAGGCCAAAGCAAGUCACCGGGAGCUCACCUCAAGGCUGUUGGCAGAUCUGUGUGGGCCGAUACUGUCCCGAAGUGACAUGGAAAACUCCUUUGACAAACUGCUCAGGGAGCUGCCAGAUCUGGUCCUGGACACACCUGGAGCACCUCAGUUGGUUGGCCAAUUUAUUGCACGAGCUGUUAUCGACCAAAUAUUGUCCAAGAGCUACAUUGAGAGCUACAAAGGCAGAGUGGACUGUGAAUUUACAAGGGCAGCACUUGACAGAGCAGCUGUGCUUCUGAAGAUGAGCAUGGGUGGCCUACGCAUAGAAAACCACUGGGGGGCAGGUGGAGGCCAGAGACCUGUUGUACAGCUCAUCAAAGAGAUGAACCUGCUGCUGAAGGAGUACAUCUUAUCUGGAGACAGCAAGGAGGCUGAGAGAUGCCUCCAAGAUCUGGAGGUUCCCCAUUUCCACCAUGAAUUUGUCUAUGAGGCGAUUGUGAUGGUCUUGGAGUCCAAAGGAGAGAAAACAUUCAAAAUGGUUCUGCAGCUCCUCAAAUCACUCUCGGUCUCUUCCGUCAUCACUGUGGACCAAAUAAGAAGGGGCUAUGGAAGAGUCUAUAUGGACAUUGCUGAAAUCAACAUUGAUGUCCCGCGUGCAUACUUCAUUCUGGAGCAGUUUGUUGAUAAGAGCUUCAGUAUGGGAAUCAUUGAUGCAAAGCUAAGAGAUCUUUGUCCCUGUCGAGGCCGAAAGAGAUUUGUCAGCGAGGGAGAUGGUGGUGUUGUCAAACUUGAAAGCUACUGAAGAACCCUUUAUAUGUGCCAGAUUUCCUUUAAAGAGGACGAAGCUACUUUUAUACUUGCAUAUUUUUCAAAAUUGUUGGGUACAAAUAAGGUUUCCCUUCAGUCAAAAAGAAUGUACAUUUCUGAAAUUGAGGUGAGGCAAAAAAAAACCCUUAAAAACAAAGCUGCACUUUUGAUUGAAACUGAAGUAGAUAAAGUUCUCCAAGGUGUUUCAGUAUACACAUUUACAUAAGCUAACCCUUCAAGUGCCACACCUCUCUGUGUCAGUCAUUCCAUGUUGUUUUGUAUAGUAUUUUCUUGAUUUCACUGCCACUCCUUUUGUGUUUUCUAGAAAGCAGUGUUUGUACAGAGAUGACUGGUUUGUGUCAAGAGCUUUAUAAAAGGAUAUUAAAAAAUAAAGGGGCUGUUUGUUAAAUGGCUCUCUAGCUUCUGUUUUAA